Messenger RNA from Penaeus monodon (black tiger shrimp), 800 nucleotides. RefSeq lists its product as uncharacterized. Gene Ontology annotation, molecular function: structural constituent of chromatin; protein heterodimerization activity; DNA binding. Lineage: Eukaryota; Metazoa; Arthropoda; Malacostraca; Decapoda; Penaeidae. The record is from RefSeq and is a predicted model, not a curated record. Gene Ontology annotation, biological process: nucleosome assembly.
ACCUCAAAAUGUUGUGGGAACCAUCAGGAUGCUGCUGCUUCACUCUCAGGACUGGAAGCCUGGUGAUGGCUUCCUUAGUGAUAUUUUUUGGAACAUGCAGCAUGCUCUAUGUCACUGGGUACCUUGCUACUCAGGACUUAGACAGCAGUUUUCAUGAGAUUUGCAAGGAAGAGGAGGAUAUCCAAGACUGCAUAACAACUAUUAAGAAUGCUAGCUAUGGAAUCAUUGGAACCAGGUUUAUGUUGGACUUCAUUCAAGUGACCUUUAGCAUCCUCCUGAUCCAUGGUGUCCUGAAGAACAAGACUCGUUUCCUGGUGCCCUACAUGAUCAUGGUCUUAGUUGGCAUUUGUAUUCUCAUGUUAACUGCUCUGGCAAUGAUGGGCAUACUGAUCUAUGAGGGCAUUUGGAGGGGAGUGUUCAUUGUUGCCAUUAUUUUCGGGGUUAUCAUCUUCCUCGAAACUUACUUCCUAUUGGUGGUUCGUGCGCUUUAUCUCCAGCUGAAGCGCUCCAAGGGACAGGCUCACGUGAUUCUGACAGAAGACUCAAGUUCGGAAAAUAUAAAAGCUUAAGAGAUCACAACCUGAAUUGGGACAAGUUGUGUCAGAUUACAUAUAUGGACCACGGCUUAGAAUAUGAAAAUGGCUAGAAUAUGUAAGUGGAGGUGAACAGGUCAGCAGAACUAUGGGUGUAGUACAUAAAUUGUAGAUGACGAAGUGAUUUUUCAUAGUAUUUAUUAGAUGUGUGUACCAGAGAGUCUGUCUACUUAUGAUUAUUGUUUUUAGUGAUACUGAAAUGUGAAA